AUGGCUGCUCAGGGUGCAAAAGUGCCAAGAAACUUUAGAUUGCUAGAAGAGCUAGAGAAGGGCGAAAAGGGCCUUGGAGCUGACGCCUGCUCUUAUGGUCUUACCGACGGCGACGACUUAUACAUGUCUAACUGGAAUGGCACAAUCCUCGGUCCCCCACACAGCGUCCACGAGAAUCGCAUCUAUUCUCUCACCAUGCACUGCGGAGAGGACUACCCUGAUGUCCCACCCACUAUAAGAUUUACCAAUAAAAUUAACCUUCCGGGUGUGCAGGACGAUGGCAAGGUUGACCCUUCAAAGAUUGCAUGCCUUGCGAAUUGGCAACGCCACAAUACAAUGGAAACUGUCUUGAUUGAGUUGAGAAGAUAUAUGGCAUCUCCAGCCAACAAAAAGCUUCCUCAGCCUCAAGAGGGUUCCACGUACGAUUAG
Sclerotinia sclerotiorum 1980 UF-70 is the source of this 429-nucleotide messenger RNA. RefSeq lists its product as hypothetical. Gene Ontology annotation, cellular component: nucleus. Bases 1 to 429 code for a protein of 142 amino acids. Gene Ontology annotation, biological process: protein K63-linked ubiquitination; DNA damage tolerance. NCBI's taxonomy places the organism in Eukaryota, Fungi, Ascomycota, Leotiomycetes, Helotiales, Sclerotiniaceae. The transcript has 5 exons. The record is from RefSeq and is a predicted model, not a curated record.